Messenger RNA from Aspergillus thermomutatus, 1713 nucleotides. RefSeq names its product tyrosyl-DNA phosphodiesterase 1. The transcript has 4 exons. NCBI's taxonomy places the organism in Eukaryota, Fungi, Ascomycota, Eurotiomycetes, Eurotiales, Aspergillaceae. The record is from RefSeq and is a predicted model, not a curated record. Gene Ontology annotation, biological process: single strand break repair; double-strand break repair. Gene Ontology annotation, cellular component: nucleus. Gene Ontology annotation, molecular function: 3'-tyrosyl-DNA phosphodiesterase activity; single-stranded DNA binding; double-stranded DNA binding. Bases 1 to 1713 code for a protein of 570 amino acids.
AUGGAACAAGAAGACCGUCCAUCCAAGAGGUUCAAACCAUCAGCUAUUGAUGAGCAGCCAGAGCUUACUGAAGCGAUUCCGACAGCCGUAACAAAUGGCUUGGCAUCUUUGCACAGAUCCAUCACUCCUCCUCCAUCAUCACGACCCCGUACGGAGUCAUCUGUGACUCGAAAAAGCUUUUCGCCCAAUGAAACCUCCAUUCAAUCUGCAGAGUUGACUAGUCAUCGACCGCAGUUGAUCCCAUCUCCCAUCCAGCUCACUCACAUCCGGGACCUUUCUGCUGCCUCAGGCAACAAUGUCGACACAGUUCGGUUGAAAGAUAUCCUUGGGGAUCCCAUGAUCCGAGAAUGCUGGCAGUUCAAUUUCCUGUUCGAUGUGGACUUUCUCAUGAGUCAGUUCGACGAGGACGUAAGACGCCUGGUGCAGGUCAAGGUUGUCCAUGGAUCGUGGAAAAAGGACGCCCCGAAUCGGAUUCGGAUUGAGGAAGCAUGUCCCCGAUAUCCGAAUGUUGAGGCGAUCACUGCCUACAUGCCCGAACCGUUUGGGACACACCAUUCGAAGAUGAUGAUCCUACUUCGUCACGACGAUCUUGCGCAGGUGGUCAUCCAUACGGCAAACAUGAUUCCCGGCGACUGGGCAAACAUGUGCCAGGCCGUCUGGCGGUCUCCUCUUCUCCCGCUGCAACAGGCUGAAAGGGAACCGGAGGGACCUGGAGCCAUCGGCAGCGGCGCUAGAUUCAAGAGGGAUCUCCUCGCCUACCUGAACGAAUACGGCGUCAAGAAAACAGGGCCCCUGGUCAAACAACUCGCGCGCUUCGACUUUGGUGCAGUUCGCGCCGCUUUGAUCGCAAGCGUCCCCUCCAAACAGAGGCUUAGCUCUCUGGAUUCGCGGAGGAAGACGCUAUGGGGAUGGCCCGCUCUGAAAGAAGCAACUCGCCAGAUACCUCCGGCUCGGAGGGGGCAGGGUCAAACUGCAUCACAUAUCGUCACCCAGAUCUCGUCAAUAGCUUCCCUCGGACAAACAGACAAGUGGCUCAAAGACAUUUUCUUCGCUUCGCUUUCACCCUCCUCCGCGGCGAGGGACCCCCAACCGAAAUACUCCAUCAUCUUCCCUACCCCCGACGAGAUCCGCCGAUCCCUGAACGGCUAUGGAUCCGGCGGAUCGAUCCACAUGAAACUGCAAAGCGCCACACAGCAGAAACAACUUCAGUACAUGCGGCCAUAUCUGCGCCGCUGGGCAGGAGACAGUGCGACCAGCAGCAAUAGCAGAGGCAGCAGCUCGAUAACCCCCCAACGGGAAGCCGGCCGCCGGCGCGCGGCACCACACAUCAAAACGUACAUCCGCUUCUCGGACGCCGAGAAGAUGGACACGAUCGACUGGGCGAUGGUGACGUCCGCCAACCUGUCUACCCAGGCGUGGGGCGCGGCCGUCAACAAUGCCGGGGAAGUGAGGAUCUGCAGCUGGGAGAUCGGAGUGAUGGUGUGGCCGCAGCUUUUCGUCCCCGGUGAUGCCCAGCAAGCGGUGAUGGUUCCGUGCUUCAAACGCGACCUCCCGCGGCUUCCUCCGGAGGACGUGCCGGGCUGCGAUGUCCUCGUCGGGCUCCGGAUGCCAUACGAUCUACCCCUGACCUCCUACAGGGCGGACGAAGUCCCCUGGUGCGCUACAGCUACGCACACCGAACCGGACUGGCUGGGCCAGACAUGGGAAGGGUGA